Messenger RNA from Blepharisma stoltei, 1578 nucleotides. NCBI's taxonomy places the organism in Eukaryota, Ciliophora, Heterotrichea, Heterotrichida, Blepharismidae. The record is from the annotation of a GenBank genome assembly.
AUGUCAAUAAAACCUAUUUUUGACUGCUUGCUAUGCUGCGAUGAAAAGCUUAUUCUCAAAAAGAUUAGCCACGAUACACUGCAGAAAUACACAGAUUAUCAGUAUAAACCGUUCAUUGCUAAUUUUCACCCGAUUUCUUCAAUGGAAAUUACCCCUGUUCCUCAAAAUGAAUCUCGGCCUAUUCCUAAGCUAAAUGUAUACUUAAUUAGAUUAUAGAAAAGCUCCCCGCCAGUAUCCAGAGAUUCUUAUUCCCUUCGCUGACAAGCACGAACUUCAAAGUGCCAGAUAUAGGCCUGCAUAGCUUGCUGGCAGUUGGAAGUUUGCCGUACGUCAACAGGGUUGCCACCAUUGAAAAUUCAAAAGGGUUGAAUUUUUCUUGCCGGCUCUCAGAUAAGAUGGAAAUCCGUAGCUCAGGGCGUAAAUCCUGGUUUCACAUUGGGAAAAGUCCCAAUUCGUUAAGAUUAGCGCCAUUGACACUACUGAAAACUCCUUUACAGCUUCCGGACCUAUCUUCCUCUAAGGUAAAAACUUGGCAUUGGAGUAAAGCCUGCAUAAAUAAAAUAUGGCGUCUUCGUCUAGGUAUGGCCUCCCGGCCAUACAUCCUCGACUUAUAUUUUAUUUAUAUCCGGCAAGGUUUUACCAUUUCAGAGAUGGACUGCAAUGCUAGGUAAGCAAUUCUGGUAGCUUUCAGAGCCUAGCCCUAGUCUGUUCUUAGGGGUGGAUUUUUCCUCGUGGGGAAGGAGGGUGCAAGGUUGGAAAGGGGAAGCCCAGCAAAGUCCUCUGGACCAUUCGGGCAACUCCCUAGCGUGAAACUGGGCGUUACGUCCCAGGCUUUGCAUUUUUCCUUUUUGCCGAUAGCCGACCAGAAAAAUCCAUUUUUUGGGUUUUUCGGAAAAGCAACCCAUGUACAAGCAAGUAGCUCAUUCAUGAGCCGUCGAAGACGUGGACAUUUGCCCUAGAAGCACCUUGGAGAUCAAAGCGAGUCUGUCCCCAGCGGACUGGUGGGCCCGAUGCGACGAAAGGCGAGUGAUAAACCUGGGGUCGUAACCCCGUAGUGGACGUUAAGCGAUAUAAAUACCAUAGAGAUAAGAUAAGGAGUAAAGCCUGCGGUCGGCCAACCAGAUAUUACGCUUCACUGAAAGAAAAGUCUAACCGGAUACACAUAUCAAACGUCAGCCUCCCUUCCUUAAGGUCCCCGGUAUCCUUUCAUAUAUCAGCUACAGGAGUCAAAGAUGAUGGGUUGAUUCAUCGCGCCAUUUUAAGCUAAACCAUUGGAGCUAUUUUAAGCGAAAAAAAGAAACCUUACAAGGCCAAAUUGCUCAGGAAGUGGUUAUAGAGAAAUCGAUGAUAAGAAAAGAUAUGACAAAGACCAUGAUUACUUAUGAAGAAAAGAUUUACGAUAUUUACGAACCUGAAUUCAGCUCAGAUGAAGAGAAAGCCUCGCUAAAUAUUCAUGAGAAUAGCCAAAUACCAGUUAGGUCACAAUUAGCUAGAAAGCCAAAAAAAACGAAAAAGAAAUCGGUACAAAGGAAAACCAUGCUGCAAGCUUUUGUAAAAUCUUUAGGAAGGUUUAAAUAA